Hymenoscyphus albidus is the source of this 838-nucleotide messenger RNA. NCBI's taxonomy places the organism in Eukaryota, Fungi, Ascomycota, Leotiomycetes, Helotiales, Helotiaceae. The record is from the annotation of a GenBank genome assembly.
AUGGGCGAUCGCACAGCAUUUUUCUAUGGUUAGUAAUUCUUCUCUCACAGGUCUCAGCUGUCAGCUAACAAAUAUACAGGCACUUUGGUACAGAUUUCACCCCACCUUAUAUUUUACGCAUACUAACCUCCUACAUAGAUGGCCAAAGAAAUCCUCUAUCGAGUCUGUUUUGGCGACGCCAAAGCCGACCAAGAUUCCGUCUACUCCAUCCGCACCUCACAAAUCACCAUCGUCCCAGCCAUCCUCCACGAUUACCAACGACACAAAGUCAUUGGCUGCCAGUACCCAGGUAUUAGACAGCAGAAGGGACAAGAGGUGCGGGGUACUUAUGUCACGGGCUUGACAGAUGCGGAUGUCUUUCGUUUAGACAGGUUUGAGGGAAAUCAGUAUGAUCGAGAAGACGUCAAAGUUCGACUUUUGAACAAAGACGGCAGUGAAGGGGAUGAGGAACACCGGGCUGAGACUUAUGUUUUCAAGUAUGAGGAGGAGCUUGAGAAGGAGGAAUGGUGUUAUGAGGAGUUUCGGAGGGAGAAGUUGAAGAAUUGGGUUGGGAGCUCGAGUGUUGAGUAUGAUGGUGAGUUUCGAGCUAGUCGAGGAGAGGGAAUCCUGUGCUAAUUUCCAAAUAGAAGUUGAUAACGCUGCUGCUAUCAAUGCUAAAGCCGCAGAAGCUGCCAAAGCUGGGGUUUAGAAAGUUCGUUAGCUGUCACACGUCAGAGUUUCGUAUUCCACAAGAAAUGAGGAGUAUCUGGUAUUUUGGAUGAAUUUUGCGAUUGAUCUGUCAUUGUUUCAGGAAGAAUACAAGGUAUCCAUAGAUUUUGGAUAGAGGGGCAUACAUAUG